AUGGAAGGUCUUUCUAGUGCAUCAGCUGCCAUCGCCGUCAUAUCAUUUGCUGUUCAGUUAGCCGAAAGUGUCAAGAAACUAGUUGAAUUCUGGAAGGCUGUCGAAGAUGCCCCAGGGGAGAUUAGUGAACUCUUUUCUGAACUGGAACUCCUGUCAGCUGUUCUAGUUAGAAACCAGAGAAAUUUUGCUCGACAUAGCCCCUAUGAUUUGAUUGCCGAGCGAAUCUUCAGCAAAUGUCAAAAAAGGAUUGAAAACCUUCAUUCGACACUAUCUCCUACCAUGGUCGCAUUUACAUCAUCUUCUUUUCGCAAAAGGAAAUGGGUCGCACUCAAGGUUACUCUGAAAAACGAUGAAAUCAAGAAGAUGCGUACUUCAGUAAGAGAAUCUUUGGUGGCUCUACAGAUGAUUCAGCAAGAUGCAAUUUCGAACAUGGUACAAAUGGCUCUGAGACACCAAGAAGAAACCUCGAAAGGCAUAAGCGCAAUCCAGGAGUGCGUUGUACAAUAUUCCCAAGAUCUCAGACCUAUGGAUAAGGCUACAGCACUACUUCCAUCGUAUGACUCAGGCAUGUUCUUGGAGGGAGGGAACACCAUAGAACUAAGCCCGACAAGUUCACAUCAAGAUAAGAAGAUUAAUGAGUAUCCUUGGUCGACUAAUAUAGUGAUCGACACAAAUCAUAAAGUCGUCUUACAAAAAGAUCCAUCUGCACUUUUGGAAACAGCUACGAUCUCAGCCAGUGAUUUCAAGCGACAGAUCACUGCCCAUACAUCGUCGAGAACUACAUCGUGGGAGACCGAAUGUCAAACACCUAUCUUCUCAUUUCGGGUCAGUUCGGCAUCGAGCAAGGUUACAAGAACCCAUGGAUUGGGUUCCCAAGAAGCCGUGAAUACGAGAAUUGGUGUAGUAUUUUACCCAGCGAAAUGGCUAUAUCGUCUUGGCGUGAGUUUUGGGAUUCGUAUGUCGGCAAGCGUUGAUAACGGCUGGAUGUUCACAUUCUCAUCAUUCGGUGCCGUUCCAGAAGAUGCCUUGAUUUUUGAUCUUUGUCGACAAGGCAAUGUUGCUGGUAUCAACAUUCUCUUGAAUCGUGGCGAUGCUUCUCUGGAAUGCGAAAAUCCACAGGGUAGAACGCCAUUGUGGACUGCCGCCUACCAUGGCCAAGUGGAUGUCAUGAGAUUUCUAAUCGCUGCCGGAGCCAAAAAUACAACCAAAAGUACAAGUACAAAUGGAAUGGACGAGAUUUGGAGGAGCACUGCUGUGCUUGAUGCUCGGUCAAAAGUUGCUAUAACCGAGACUUUGCAGGUUUACGAAAAGGAUAAGAAUCAUAAAUAUGGUACUAUCGGUCGAUUAGCCAUUUUCUAUCGCCCAACUAAACAAAUCGACAUGCCUCAAGAAGAGAUAUCAAAGAACAUGAUAUGUGUGUUCAAAGCAUUAGCUCCAUCUCUACGCACCGGUACUUUUGCUCAAAUCGGAUAUCUCCGGAAUAUGAUAUCAGAUGGCCAUCAUGGAAGCCUGAUUCAUUGGUUGAUAAGCAAAAUCGAAGGAAAUUUGGAGAUGUACGAAGACAGCAUCACAUCUUAUUCAUUACUACACAUUUUAGUUGGUGCCCGAUUUCUCCAUCGGGAUCCACUUUCUGUGAAAAUGAUUAUGGAAAAAACAACAGACUUACAUAUUUGCCACGGUUAUGGGGCUUGGGGUCGAUAUCAGCCACAUACCCCCACAACUCUUGCCAUGUACGACUUAGACUUGUUCAUUCCAUGGCGGCGGCUUCUUCAAGAAUCUAAACAAGACAUGGAUACAUUCAUCGAGCGGGAGAUCGAUGCGAAACAUUUGAGCUCCAUGGGUUGGACCAAAGCAACGCUGGAAGUCUUGUUCAAGCACCAGUUCAAUACACCUAGCUAUAAGGGAAGGAGAGCCUUUAAUGGGUUUCCUGAAUGUAACAGAUGCAAGCACCUCAAUAUCAGCGUCGGGAUGUUUCGCCUCAAGAUAGAUUUGGAGUUCAGAAGACAGCUUCGAGAGAUCAGAACUGGUCGUGUUCAGAUAAGCCCUUACUCGCAUGUAACAGGGUCUCAAUUACCCUAUCGCUUUGUAUGUUCUGAUGCAUGCAUUGAUGGCAUAUCUAUUCACGAUGUAUUCGAAAACGAUUCAGAGGAUUUACCAUCAUUUCCGCCAUACGUCUCCAAGGAGGAAAAGAAACGCACUGAACAAUUGCGCUUAGAAGAGAAGGAAGCAACUUGUCCGACUUAUACGAUGCCUGGGGCGUUCUAA
This is a messenger RNA of Sclerotinia borealis F-4128, 2265 nucleotides long. The record is from the annotation of a GenBank genome assembly. Lineage: Eukaryota; Fungi; Ascomycota; Leotiomycetes; Helotiales; Sclerotiniaceae.